UCUAAUUUCCAACUAUUGGCAACGCUAAUACAUAGCAGCUGAUUGCUGCGGGAAAAAGAUUUGCAAAAACUAGUUUAUGGGGAAUUACGCGCGCAACGCUUUAGUAAAUUCAUAAAUUAGUAUCGUGUUUUAUCGUAUAUAUAAUUAAUGUUUAUUUCAUAUAAAUUAAUCGUAAUUAUUUAACAAAAUGUCAACCACAAAACAGUGCAAUCAACCCAACUGGAAGCAUCCAGAUGAGCUUAUAAAAUUGCAUCGUUUGAGGCAAAAGAAAAAGCAGCUGGCUGCACGCAUAAAUCAAAACACUAGUGUGCCAAGUAUAGAGAACUGCGGACUCGAUAAAGAGCGCUUAUUGGAGGCCAAAAUAGCGCAAAAGCGUAAAAAUCCCUUUGCAAUCAAAACUGAGACCAAACGUACACGUACCGACGACACGCCACUCAUUGAAGAUGACUCCUUACUUGCUUUUGUCAACACACCGCCGCCUAAAAAAGAAUCAUUCGUGCGCGAAACACCCACACGUCCUCCGCCAGCCAAGUUGACUUUGCAACCUUUUGAUCCGAAGUCUUUUGCUGCUAUGCUACAUAGUAAUGCUGCGGCAGAAGAUGAUGAGGCUGCUUUAGAGGAACAAAAAUUUACGAAACAUCUACCAAUGGAUUGGAGCAUCAAAACACGUGUGCGCAUAUUUUGUCGCAGUGAACUACCAACAACUACACUCAAAACAAGUCAAUUGGCAAGCGGUUUGACCAGUUUCGUGCGUUGCAUCGAUCCACAGAACGCACAAUGCGGCUUAGAUAUUUCUCCUGCUACACGUUUCAAUCAGGCCAGUUACUAUUGGCAACAUCCCUACCUCCCAUGGAUGACAUUAUUUCCACGCAAUGCAAAAACUAAUAACGGUAUUGUGCUGGGCGAACGCGAACGCAAAUAUUUAACAGAUGACUGGGACUACAGUUUUAGGGGAUUAUUUCAACUACUGCGUGCACGACAGUGUCCUUACUUUUAUCUGUGUGCUAAUACUUUUACAGUGCUUUUCCGUGCAGCUGGCACUGGUGGCUGUGUGGAAACGCAUGCUCUCAUGUCGCCCAGCACACGCGGUUUGCGUAGCGCGUUACGUCAAGAGGGUAUAGAAUACACAAUGCCCCUGAAAAAUGAUAGCGCAUUAAAUAAGUCUGAUGAUGGCAACUUCACAGAGGAGAGUAACAGCGCAGACGCAGUGCCUGAAGGUAAUAUUGGCCGUCCUGCUGACACUUCCAAUGAAUUGCUAGCAGAGGAAGACGAGGAGGAUACCGAUAACUUUUUGGAAAAUCUAGAAGUUAACGAUAAAGAUUUACGUAGAAUUCAAACAGAACAUGCGCGCAAAUUAAACGUUCAAGAGAUGUCCGAAGACUUCAGUGAUAACUCGCUACUGCUGAUUGAAGGUGUAGAAUGUCAAGGAUUUUUUAGUUUUCUGCUCAAUGCCAAAAGUACAAUUUCUAAUGUGGGCAGACUCGCAGGCAUACCACCAACACUAUUGGCACCAGUUGCAUUCCCAAAAGCUACAAUGCAACAAUUGGCAACACGUUCGAGUAAAGUGCGCAUGGAUGGCGUGGACUACAAUAGUAUUGAAGUGAAAGGUGUGGUAUUACCAUCGUUCUUGCCAUACGCCUGCAGUUUACUGGGCGAAAGUAAAGACACAUUUAGCGCAACACUUGCCACUAACAAUAAUACGCUAGCGUUUAGUAAAGCAACGCAGUGUUUACUUGAGAAGGAUGGCACUGUAGCAGAUACCCAAGAGGAAAAGAAAACGAGUCAGGAUGAAACAUCAGGGCAGGUGUUUGGGCAAGAGAACUUAUCAGACUGCGGGCUGACUCCAAGUGUUGUAGAAUGUAUGUGUCGCACCGGACAAAAUGCAGUCACACUUUUAGAACGCGUGUGUUACGAUAAAGAAUACGGUUACGCUUGGAGUUGACAUGUACAGCAUUGUUAUAAGAACCACAAUCAAAUAUGUUCAAUAUUCUCCAACACAUAUUCGUAGAUCAUAAUGGCAACUAAUAAAAAAAUAUUUUUUAAUAAAAUCUAUAUUUUAAAAUUACAACUUAA
Messenger RNA from Zeugodacus cucurbitae (melon fly), 2073 nucleotides. It is a transcript of the gene hd, whose product is annotated as protein downstream neighbor of son homolog. The record is from RefSeq and is a predicted model, not a curated record. NCBI's taxonomy places the organism in Eukaryota, Metazoa, Arthropoda, Insecta, Diptera, Tephritidae. The transcript is spliced from 4 exons. Gene Ontology annotation, cellular component: nucleus. Gene Ontology annotation, biological process: nuclear DNA replication. The coding region runs from base 188 to 1942 and encodes 584 amino acids.